AUGUGGUUUUAUGGCCCCCGGGGGCGACCGCCGCGGGGACUCAGUCUCAGAGUAACUGAGGCACGAGUCGAGUACUUAGGUCUUUACCUCGACCCAAAAUGGCGCUUCAAAGAGCACUUUGCUCGUCUGGCUCCCAGAGUUCGGAAGGUUGCCAAGUCGUUGACGCGUUUACUUCCGAACCUUGGGGGCCCGCGGGAGAAGGUCCGCUGUCUCUUCGUGAACGUGGUGCACGCGGUGUCCCUGUAUGGGUCACCUCUGUGGGCGGAAGUCGCAGCGGGGGCGGGCGCACGGAGCAAGUUCGGUUUGCUCCGCGUGGCCCAAAGAGUAGUUGCCUUCCGCGUGAUACGCGGCUUCCACACCGUAGCUACGGAGACGGCGGGCGUCUUGGUGGGGAUACCUCCCCUCGCCCUCUUUGCACAAAUGUACUCGGCGAGAUAUUCUCGCCGAGUCGAAUUGCUGCAGGAGGUCGUGGAGAGAGACGGUCUCCGGGAGGCCCUCGCCAACGCGAAGCGCCAAGCCUGGCGACAGCUGCUCCAAGAUUGGGAGCAGCGCCUGGAGGAGCCGCGCGCGGCCGUCCAGACAAUCGUCCAGGUAGUCCGGCCCUACCUCCAAAUGUGGCUAGAACAAGGGGCCGGACGUCUCACCUACCGGAUGACACAAGUGCUCACCGGGCACGGCUGCUUCGGUGAGUACCUGUGUCGUAUAAAGAAAGAGCCGACGGCACAGUGCCACGAGUGCAGGGCGGUUAGCGACUCGGUGCGGCACACUGUGGAGCACUGUCCACAGUGGGCCAAUAAGCGCCGGGAGCUGGUCGCCAAAAUAGGUGCGGACCUGUCCCUGUGUCUGAAGAGAGCGUUGGCCAGAGACAAAGACAAAUGA
This is a messenger RNA of Pseudomyrmex gracilis, 879 nucleotides long. RefSeq lists its product as uncharacterized. The record is from RefSeq and is a predicted model, not a curated record. NCBI's taxonomy places the organism in Eukaryota, Metazoa, Arthropoda, Insecta, Hymenoptera, Formicidae. The coding region runs from base 1 to 879 and encodes 292 amino acids. The transcript is spliced from 2 exons.